This is a messenger RNA of Hypoxylon fragiforme, 3195 nucleotides long. RefSeq lists its product as uncharacterized. The transcript has 3 exons. The coding region runs from base 1 to 2670 and encodes 889 amino acids. The record is from RefSeq and is a predicted model, not a curated record. NCBI's taxonomy places the organism in Eukaryota, Fungi, Ascomycota, Sordariomycetes, Xylariales, Hypoxylaceae. Gene Ontology annotation, molecular function: protein binding.
AUGACUUGCACCAAGAUUCUCCAUCGCAAAACUGAUCCCGGAAAUCAUGAGAAUAAUAUAGGUGCGCGUCCGAGGUUCAAUUCCCAACUCACAUCAGAUCGCUUAAGAGAAAGCUUCGAAACUCCGACCAUCCCGAUGCCUAGCAAUAUCCGGAAAGGACGACGGUCGAUUUUUAGGGAGGAAGGGCUCACAGAAGAGGAGAUAAAAAGCCAAGAGAUGUCUCCGGAGACUCGUCAAGACGAAGAAAGUGGCCAAGUGGAAGGAAUAGGGUCGACUUCGGAAAUAUCCUCGCCGGUUGAAGCACUGAAACCUUCCCACACAGAAGAAGAAGGAGAAGAAGAAGAAGAAUAUUCGUCGAGAGGGAAAUCGAGAUGGUUUUCAAAAUUGGCCCAGACGAGGCGCCCAACAAUCAAAUCUGCUUCCAGUGCGCCACCUCCCACCAUUGCAGGGCUACAUAGGCUCUCUAUGAUCGUCCUGCUUAUCACAAUUGUUCUUCCUACCAUUAGUUUUAAUAACGGCCGCAAGAAGGUUGAAAUUAGCGGUGCGGACGCCGGCGUAAUCAGAUCAGUUCCCAACAUCAUUCUCGACAACCGAGAUACUAGCCCUACCACAGUUUGUACAAGGUGGGCUGGCCAAAGCGCUUUAAUCAAUGGAACCGUUUACUUCUACGGUGGUCGAUCGAAGACGACAGGAGAUCAGGUCACCGACACAUGGAAUAACGACUUUCUUACCCUCGACCUCACAAAGUCGUGGAACAUAGACUCACCAGCUCUCGCCGGCCUAACCCAACCAUCAGGACCUCCAGCCGUGUCGCUCGGCUAUCUCUGGAACGACCUGGAUCACCUCUACCUCUACGGCGGCGAAUUCUCCGACGACCCCAUCGCGCAGCCAUCGCAGGUCUCCACGUGGAUGUACGACGUCGCCUCCUCGACCUGGAGCGAAUUCCAGGACCCUCGAACAUCCGCAGGCAACUUCUCGGACCCCGCAGGCGAGCCUAUCCAACGAGCCGCAGAAGGCGCCGGCAUCUCCGUGCCAGAGCUCGGCAUCAGCUGGUACUUUGGCGGCCACCUCGACUGGGCCACGACACCAGGGUGGACGAACGAAAUCGGCCGCGUCUACUUGAACAGUCUGCUCGAGUUCACACACCCCGGCUACGCCAACUCCGGCGUCGAGUCUCUUCGCACUUCCGGCGCCCCUGAUGGCGGCGCGUACCGCAACAUCACCUGGGGCGGCAUCCAGAACCAAGACGGCUUCACCGAGCGCGCCGACGGCGUGCUCGUCUACGUGCCGGGCUGGGGCCCCUCCGGGAUCCUCCUCGGCCUCGGCGGCGGCGUCGUCGGCGCGCACGAGACCACCGACGCCUUCGCCUCCAUGAGCACCAUCGACGUCUACGACAUCAAAACAAGCACCUGGUACCACCAGCAGACGCAUGGCGAGGCCCCCCAGGUGCGCGUCAACCCGUGCGCCGCCAUCUUCUCCGCGCCCGACGCCAGCUCGUUCAAUAUCUACAUGUACGGCGGCCAGAACCUGCUGCCUUACGGCAACCAGACGCAGUACACCGACAUCUGGAUCCUCACCGUCCCGGCCUUCACCUGGAUAAAGGUCGACGCUUCUGUUAGUAGUAGUAGUAGUGGCGCCGUGGAGCCGCCCGCCCGCGCCGGCCAUCAGUGCGCGGCGCGCGACGGGCAGAUGGUCGUGGUGGGCGGGUACGUCGGGGCCGCGAUCGGCUGCGACAGCCCCGGGAUCUACAGCUUCGACGCGUCGAAGCUGCAGUGGAAGGGCUCGUUCGACGCCGCCGACCACGCCGCCGACGAAUCUGCGGACAACAGCGUGCUCGCCGGCAGCUACGGGUACCUCGUGCCCGCGGCGAUCCAAUCGGUCGUCGGCGGCUCGUCGGAGGGCGGCGCGACGGCGACGCAGCCGGCGUCGGGCCCCGCGACAGACGGGCCGUUCAAGACGGGGGCGCCGCCGGUUUUCACGGUCACGCAGCCCGGCAGCACGGCGACGGUGACGUCGAGCCCGAACAACAGCCCCGGCCCCGGCUCCAACCCGAACUCGGGCACCUCCACCGCUGACGAAAAGUCGGACGCAAACGCCGGCCUCAUCGCAGCCGGCGUAAUCGCCGGCUCCGCGGGCGUCGCGGCGCUGUACCUCGGCUUCUGCGCGUGGCUGUACCGCCGGCAGGUGGCUGCGUACCGCCGCCACAUGGCGGUUGCGAACCGGUACUCGGGCGCCGACGACAACGACAGUUUCAACAACAACAACAAUGGCUGCACGGGCCUCGCCGCGAUGCGCGAAAAAAUAAUCCGCAAGCACCGGCGCAACUCGUCGAGCGCCGACAACUCGCACGAGCAAUUCGGCUGGGUCGGCCAGCAACUAGCGGAGCCGAAGUGGGGGGCUGCCUCCGGCAGCGAGGAGCCGAGCCCCGGGACCUCUGCGUCCGGGCGGCCGCGGCCGAGCGAGGAUCGGAAUCCGUGGGCUUAUGACGGUGGAGGGGGGUGGUGGGCUGGGGCUGGGGCUGGGGUGGGGAGGUCGAAGAGCGGGGCGACGAAGAGCACGGCGAGUGGGGGGUCCGCGGAGGCGCUGCUGGAUGGGCGGGAGCCGAAUUUCAUUAGCGUCUUGUUGGGCCCCAGACGGGCGUUGCGGGUUGUUAAUGGGAUGGAGGAGUAAAGGGUUGGUUGGUUGGUUGGCUGGUGAGCUGAGCUGAGCUGAUGAUGCUCUUGCCCACACUCCCCCCCCCUUUUUUGAUCAUCUCGUUACGUUGCUCCUACUGAGUUGAGUGUUGGCUAUUUAUUGUGUUGUGUGGUUGGUUGUUCAUUUCUUCAACUAAUUGCUUAUUUAUUCCCCUUUGCUGGUGGUUGGAAGAAUCUGGUCUGGGUCCUCCAUUGUUUGUUGGACUUGUGGGAAAUGGCUUUACAGUACGAGAAACGAAAUGGAUGUAGGUAUGAAGAUGGACUUUUCUGGGUGUGCAUAGGUACCUUUGGGUGGUUCGGUGGGAUGGACCCUGAUGCAGUUGGUUCAUGGCGGGAAUAUAGGCACUGAACGAGUGCAAACCUAACGUAUAUAACGAGUCGAAAAAUAUGACAAAUACAGUAAUGUUGAAUAUUGUAUAUACUGGUUUUUGAGAACUAUCUGUUCAUGCCUAGUAACCUAGAUUCGCUGGUGAAAUCAAGGCUCAAUGCCAAAUAUACACAA